Messenger RNA from Meriones unguiculatus (Mongolian gerbil), 6640 nucleotides. RefSeq names its product CASK interacting protein 2 (gene Caskin2). The transcript is spliced from 19 exons. Bases 2311 to 5862 code for a protein of 1183 amino acids. The record is from RefSeq and is a predicted model, not a curated record. Gene Ontology annotation, molecular function: protein binding. Lineage: Eukaryota; Metazoa; Chordata; Mammalia; Rodentia; Muridae.
GCCUGAGCCUCCGUAUGAGUCCCUGCCUGGGGCCUCCCUUCUUUGUCUUCUGAGCAGCCUGAGAGGCUUAGUGUCAAAAAUGAGGCCACAGGUGACCUUUGUAAACCUUGGAGUUUGUGAAAUAUUGUAGCCCCCUUGCGUCCUGUCAGGUAGAUCUUUCUAUAUCCAUUAUGCAGAUAAGGAAAGUGACACUCAAAGGUUAGUGACUUGCCCAAGGUCACAUAGCCCUUAGGUCAGAUGAGAGAUAAACCUAAGUGCUCUCCUCUGUGUUCCCACAGAGAUCUCCACUCAUUUCCGUUCCAGUCAGAAUCACUGAGAGAGGAUGUUCUAAAAGCAUGGCGUUCCCCAAAGUAAAACCAUAGGAGUCUGGGGCUCACUGGAUGAUCUCAGAGAGGAACGAAGGGGCCCCUGUACCAAAGGAAAGCACUAAAAGGGGGACAAUCGGGGCGUCCCCUUUUCUUCUCCCUGUGCUGACUGGAAGCCUCUAGCAAAUGCUUCUUUCCCUCAGCCUCCCCCUGAUUUCCAGCCUACAUUCUCAGCCUCCCAGGUCCUCUUCGGGAUCAGGCACCUGGCAUGGGUGCCAUUGCACGGGCCUUGCCCGUUCCCUCUACCCCUCCCCACCUCCUUGUCCUGAGGUCUCCUUCGUUGGCCAGAGGAAAUGGAUGGCCUGGGAUGACUGGCUGAACUCACAUCCUUUGCUUGGGCCUGAGACAGGGGUGACCCUUCCAGCCCCAGAGCCGGGCUGGGGAAGAAGGUUAUGCCACAGCGGAAGUGCCUGGAGCCACUGCCAGGAACCAGGACCCUCCGCCCUCCCGCCAGGGUCCCCAGCCCAGUUUCUGGGCCUCUCCUCCACCACCUUUCCGGCCAUUGUUCUGGAAAGAACAGAGCCACCUAUCUGGCCCUGCCCCUGUUCCUGUGUCCCUCCUGUCACAUUGUCUGCCCCUCCCAAGAGAGGACACAUCCAGCCAUUCAGCUGCCCAUCCCAGACUCUCCAAGUGGGCAGGGUUGUGAAGGGAGGGUUCCCUGAAGGACUCUCUUGGGACCUUGUUUUCCCUGAGGCUUAGAGAGGCACCUUGGCAGCCAAGGUCACACAGCCCAGGAAAGGCAGGAUAGCCUCUGAGCCGUGAACUUCCUGCUGCUGCAGCUCUUGUUCUGCCCCCUCCACACACACACACAGAUGGUUCUGUAUUACGAGAACUAUCAAAGGGAAUGAGAGGGAGGCUGGGAGCGCUGUGCUUCCUCCCAGCAGCCUCCACGCAUUGCCUCUGCCGCCCCUUUUCUGUAUUUACCUGUUAGGUAUAGAGUCCUUCAGCUCCACCCUAUAUCAGCAGUCCCUUCCCUCCCCGUCCCUUGCUUUCCUCCCUGAUGGAAUGAGGCCCUGCCUUUCCCAGGCUGCUGGGGUAUUUGGGGGCCCACCAGGGCCUGGGGGGCAGGCCUGGACCAGCAUGUUUGGCACCCUGCCCAGCCUGGGCUGAGCCAGGCCCCCUCCUUCACGGCAGGGUGGGUUCCAGCAGGAGGCAGGGGCGGCCUGUGACAAGGCUUCUCCCUUCCCAACACCUCAAGGACCUCCCCAACAUGGUCUGGCUGCCAGUGGGCUCUCACCCGCAUGUAUCCUGUCCCAGGGAGGCCUUGCCCACUGCUUCUCUAACGAGGCCUGGGCCUCCCAGUUAGAGCUGUGGGUACUGAGCCGGCAGAUGCCCCCAAGCAGACAGAAAAGGAUGGAAAUUCCAGGAGACAGUCUGGGUAUGAUGCCCCAGUGUCAUGGCUAACAUGGAGGGAGUGAUAAAUGGUUGUUACCGUCAUUCGCAUGCUUGCAAAGGACAGACAGUGCCCUAACAAGUUCCAGGGGCAAGUUCUAUGAUCAGCCUGUUUUCGAGGACACUGAGUCCUUUGGUUAAAUGACCUGUGUGAGUUGGCGAGGCUGGCACACGGAGCUGGGGCUAGUGUCAGUAUAUCCCGCUUGGCCCUGCCCGCCAGGUCCUACUCAGGGAUGCUCGGAGCCUAGCCUUGUCAACCUUCUUUCUGCCCUUGAAUGCUUAAGUACCCCUCCCUUCCGCCCCCUUCUUUCCAUGCCUGUUCCCCUUGGCCCAACAGGACAAUAUGACUCUCUCCCUAGCCCAUUCAGGCAGGAAUGCCAACCAUGCGCCCCGUGGGCCUGUCCUAUUGAAGGCAUGUCAUGCCAAUACCCCUUCCCGCCCCCUUUGGCUCUAUAAACAAGCUGGGCAGGGGCUUUAGGGAAGCCAGGCUGCUGCUGCAGUGGCCUCAUGUAUUCGCUGCCCUCAAGCCAUAGGGACAGGACCUAGAAAGACCAUGGGGCAGGUGCUCUUCUGCACACCGAAAGAGCUCCUAGGCUCCACGAAGAGACUCAACAUCAACUACCAGGAUGCCGACGGAUUCUCUGCUCUCCACCAUGCUGCCUUGGGGGGCAGCCUGGAGCUCAUAGCCUUAUUGCUGGAGGCUCAGGCCACUGUUGACAUCAAAGACAGCAACGGCAUGCGGCCACUGCACUAUGCAGCCUGGCAGGGCCGCUUGGAGCCUGUGAGACUGCUGCUGCGGGCGUCUGCGGCUGUCAAUGCUGCCUCCCUGGACGGGCAGAUCCCCCUGCACCUGGCUGCACAGUACGGGCAUUAUGAGGUGUCAGAAAUGCUUCUCCAGCACCAGUCUAACCCAUGCCUGGUCAACAAGUUGAAGAAGACACCACUAGACCUAGCCUGUGAAUUUGGGCGGCUCAAGGUGGCCCAGCUGCUUUUGAACAGCCACUUAUGUGUGGCCCUGCUGGAGGGCGAGGCAAAGGACCCGUGUGACCCCAACUAUACCACACCCCUGCACUUGGCUGCCAAGAAUGGCCACAGAGAAGUCAUCAGGCAGCUCUUGAAAGCUGGUAUCGAGAUCAACCGCCAGACCAAGACAGGAACUGCACUCCACGAGGCUGCGUUGUAUGGCAAAACCGAGGUGGUGCGGCUGCUCCUGGAGGGAGGUGUGGAUGUGAAUAUUCGGAACACAUAUAAUCAGACGGCACUGGACAUAGUCAAUCAGUUCACCACCUCCCAGGCCAGCCGGGAAAUCAAGCAGCUACUCCGGGAGGCUUCAGGGAUCUUGAAGGUUCGAGCACUUAAGGAUUUCUGGAACCUUCAUGACCCCACCGCUCUCAACGUCCGGGCAGGAGAUAUCAUCACUGUGCUUGAACAGCAUCCUGAUGGCCGCUGGAAGGGCCAUAUCCAUGAGAGCCAAAGGGGCACAGACCGUGUGGGCUACUUCCCCCCGGGCAUCGUCGAGGUGGUCAGCAAGCGGGUAGGCAUACCUGUGGCCCGUCUCCCCUCUGCUCCCACCGCGCUGCGGCCAAGCUUCUCCCGGAUAUCACAGCCCUCGGCGGAUGAACCCCUGCCACCUCUCACCUACGGCCAGCUCCCUCGGGUGGGCCUCAACCCAGACAGUCCAGCAGGUGACAGGAAUAGCGUGGGCAGCGAGGGCAGCGUGGGCAGCAUCCGCAGUGCGGGCAGUGGCCAGAGCUCUGAAGGCACCAAUGGCCAUGGCACUGGCCUCCUUAUUGAGAAUGCUCAGCCACUGCCCUCUGCCAGUGAGGACCAGGUGCUGUCAGGCCUGCAUGCCCCAUCCCUGGCAGGUAAGAAAGACAACCUGAGCCACCACCCUCUGGCCAGUUACCGCUCUGGGGAGAUCUUCACCCAGGAUGUGAGGCCUGAACAGCUGCUGGAAGGGAAGGAUGCACAGGCCAUUCAUAACUGGUUAAGUGAGUUCCAGCUAGAAGGCUACACCGCCCACUUCCUGCAGGCCGGCUACGAUGUGCCAACCAUCAGUCGAAUGACACCUGAGGACCUGACGGCCAUUGGGGUGACCAAGCCUGGACACAGGAAGAAGAUUGCCUCAGAGAUUGCCCAGCUCAGCAUCGCUGAGUGGCUGCCCAACUAUAUCCCGGUGGACUUGCUGGAGUGGCUGUGUGCCCUGGGGCUGCCACAGUACCACAAGCAGCUCGUGAGCAGUGGCUAUGACUCCAUGGGGCUGGUGGCCGAUCUCACCUGGGAGGAACUGCAGGAGAUAGGCGUGAACAAGCUAGGGCAUCAGAAGAAGCUUAUGCUAGGUGUAAAGCGGCUGGCAGAGCUUCGGCGGGGCCUACUGCAUGGGGAAGCCCUCGGUGAAGGUGGGCGCCGGCUGACCAGGGGUCCAGAGCUGAUGGCCAUUGAAGGCCUGGAGAAUGGAGAAAGCCCAGCUAUGGCUGGCCCUCGCCUCCUCACCUUUCAGGGCAGUGAGCUGAGCCCAGAGUUACAGGCAGCUAUGGCAGGGUGUGGCCCAGAGCCUCUUCCCCUCCCCCCUGCCCGUUCCCCCAGCCAGGAGAGCAUAGGCGCACGAUCACGGGGAUCUGGCCACUCACAGGAACAGCCUGUCUCCCAGCCCAUUGUUGGUGACCCCAGUGCCCCACAGGAAAGGAACCUUCCAGAGGGUACAGAGCGCCCCUCUAAGCUUUGUUCCCCACUUCCUGGCCAAGGACCCGCCCCUUACGUCUUCAUGUGUCCACAGAAUUCACCCUCUAGCCCAGCCCCAGGGCCACCUCCUGGUGCUCCCCGGGCCUUCUCCUACUUGGCUGGCUCUCCUACCACUCCUCCAGACCCGCCUCGGCCCAAACGCCGGUCCCACAGCCUGAGCCGCCCUGGCCCUACUGAGGGGGAAGCUGAAGGGGAGGCUGAAGGGCCAGUGGGCAGUGCCUUGGGCAGCUAUGCUACUCUUACUCGGAGACCAGGACGCAGCACCCUUACCCGGACUAGCCCUAGCCUGACGCCAACUCGAGGGACCCCACGAAGCCAGUCCUUUGCCCUCCGUGCCCGUCGUAAAGGCCCCCCACCCCCACCGCCCAAGCGCCUCAGUUCGGUGUCUGGCCCCACUGAGCCACCUUCACUAGACGGAAGCUCAGGGCCCAAGGAAGGGGCUGCAGGUCCCCGGAGGAGAACACUGAGUGAACCAACUGGCCCCUCUGAGCCCCCUGGUCCUUCUGCCCCGACUGGCCCUGUGUCGGACACGGAAGAAGAGGAGCCUGGCCCUGAGGGAACACCCCCAUCCCGGGGCAGCUCAGGGGAAGGGCUGCCCUUCGCAGAGGAGGGGAACCUGACUAUCAAGCAGCGACCGAAGCCAGCUGGUCCCCCUCCCCGGGAGACACCUGUGCCCCCUGGCCUUGACUUCAACCUCACAGAGUCAGAUACUGUCAAACGGAGGCCCAGAUGCAAGGAGAGAGAGCCACUACAGACUGCACUGUUGGCCUUUGGGGUAGUGGGUAGUGAUACCCCUGGCCCCUCGGCUCCCCUCUCCUCCCAGGCUCCCUGUGAAUCUCCCUCAGCUUCCUCUAACCCUCCGAGGUCUGAGCCCAGCAGCCUUCCAUCUCAAGGAACUCCAGCCCCUUCUCUCAGCCCCAUAACUCAGCCCCCUGGCCGCCCAGGGCCCUGCGCUGGGCCAGCUCUGGAAAAUUCAACAGGUGGUCGGCUGAAUGUAGAGACGGAAUCUCCAGCUGCCCCUGGUGCCCUCCUCAAAGUGCCUGGGGCAGGAACGGCUCCUAAGCCUGUGUCUGUGGCCUGCACUCAGCUGGCCUUUUCUGGCCCAAAGCUGGCUCCCCGGCUCGGCCCCCGCCCAGUACCCCCUCCGAGGCCUGAGAGUACUGGGCCUGUAUGUCCAGGCCAGGUCCAGCAGAGACUAGAGCAAACCAGCUCAUCCUUGGAAGCUGCACUGCGGGCAGCUGAGAAGAGCAUUGGCACCGAGGAAAGAGAGGGCCCCACAGCGGCUUCCACCAAGCACAUUCUGGAUGACAUAAGUACCAUGUUUGAUGCCUUGGCUGACCAGCUGGAUGCCAUGCUGGAUUGAGCAAAACCGACCUAUGACCCUGCCACAGUACUCAGUGACUGGCCAGGGUUCAUCGCCUGUGGCCCAGCAUGGAAGAAACCCCUGCCACCCAAGGAACAGGCAGAGGCUUGGCUGGGCUGGAGUAGCCCUCGGCAGCAGAAGCCCUCCUACGGCUCCAAGCGGUAGCUGUCAGUCCCAUAGGACUCGUCAGAAUCUGACUCAGGGAGGGCCUUAGCAGUGGGAACAGAGCCCUCCUGUGUACAGAGGCCUGCAAGGCCUUAGCCCCUGAACAGGGACCCUCGUGAGAGCAUUCUCCUCUAGGAGGAGGUGGUGAUGGGGCUUUUGGGGUGCACCUCCCUGGCCAGCCACUGGGUUGCCCUAGGGCUCUGUGAGGCUGUGUGCUCAGCCAGUCCCCUCCACACAAGUGUACAUAGGAGAUGUAAAUACACAGCAGGGCGUGCCUUCCUGCUAGUGGCUGGGAGCCUUACCCUCUGCCCCUGUCCGGCUAUCCCACACUGGGAGGCAGUGCUGGCCACGGUCAGAGGCGGUGAGAUUAACACAUCCCCAAUGCCCAAACUUUUAUAACUGUACAUAAUAUUUUUCAAGCAGAGAGAAGUGCAUAUAUUUUAAAUGGAAUUUAUUCUAUCUAUUAACUGCCUGAGAGGAUGCAGUAGGGGAAGGCCUUCAGACCACAGAGGAACCCUCUACCUACCUCCUGCUGGAGGACCCAGAUGGCCCAGGCUCUGUAACUAUUAACCUCUCCCCUAACUAACACCAAUGAAAAUGUCAUUCCAUGUGA